This is a messenger RNA of Cadophora gregata, 1761 nucleotides long. RefSeq lists its product as uncharacterized. The transcript has 3 exons. NCBI's taxonomy places the organism in Eukaryota, Fungi, Ascomycota, Leotiomycetes, Helotiales, Ploettnerulaceae. Gene Ontology annotation, cellular component: fungal-type vacuole; plasma membrane. Bases 589 to 1611 code for a protein of 340 amino acids. The record is from RefSeq and is a predicted model, not a curated record.
CAAGUUUGCAGAAGCCAUUCCACCUGACUAGCUGAUUGGGUUUAUCAAUUCCCAACAGAUUCAUUAUUUACGGACGAAGUAAUGAAUUUUUUGGUUCUAACAAAACUCAGCAACGCUUGUUUCCAUCCGGCAAGCGAAAUCGCAAAACCAAUGACGAGUCAAUCAGCCUCAUGCACGACCCUUGCCCGGGCUCCCGUAUAUACCAUGCUCUGAUUCGCCCGACCUCAUGUCAAACGGAAUGUCGGAUUAAGCUUUUAUACACGCUCAUCUGCCACUUGUCGAAGCGAGGACCCAGGUGGAGUUUCGGAAUGAAUUGUCGGAGAGAAGUGGUGCCGAGUUUGAUGAGUCUAACCACUCACAAUACCAUGUCGUUGAAACACGGCAGGACCUUUACGAGGGUAUCGAAGUCCUCUUUGUUCGAUUCAUGGUCUUUGUUUACCGGAGUUACGAUUCACGGACGAAUACUUCCGUUUGCUUUUGAGUCAAGGCUGUACGGCACGCAGCCUCGCCACUACUCAAUCAACACUCGAGUUCUCAACCUCGUCAAGAAAACAAUUCUUUUCUCAAAUAUCCAUCUUCAACGGCAAGAUGGAAUCAUUAUUCUCCUCCACGGUGAGCCUGGUGGCCCGUAAAACUCGUCUGGAACUGCUCGCCGAGUGUACUGUCGACACUUGCCCCAUCGACUCAUCAUAUUAUUUCUACCGAGUCUCUCUCGCAGCAAAUGCAACAUUCAUCGCACUCUUCGCCAUUUCUCUUCUUGGAUUCUUGGUCACUUAUGCGGUUACACGGCGAGCAACAGCAUUUACUUUUGCGGUCUCGGCAGGCGUGAUCCUCGAGGUCAUUGGCUAUGCAGGACGGAUCAUGAGCUGGCAGAAUCAGUGGGGAGAAAAUGGGUUCUUGAUGCAGAUUGUGUGUCUUACAAUUGCGCCUGCGUUUAUUGCCGGUGGUAUAUAUCUCUGCCUGAGACGAAUCGUGUAUGCGUUUGGGCCAGAGAACUCCAGAAUUGCGCCGGAGACAUACACCCGCUUCUUCAUCCCCUGCGACCUCCUCUCUCUUCUUCUUCAAGCAGCCGGUGGCGGCAUCGCCUCAUCCGCUUCCCACCAACACAAAUCCACAAAAGUCGGCGACCAUAUCAUGGUCGCCGGCCUCGCAUUCCAAGUCCUCACCCUCCUCAUAUUCAUGAUCCUCUGCGGUGACUUUGCGAUCCGCACACGCCGCCGGUAUAAAUCUCUCGGCGAGGCAGCAUUCGACCAGAACCCUCACUUCGUUACUUUGCGACACUCUAAGGUAUUCAAGGGCUUCCUCGGCGCUUUGACAUUGGCUACGAUCUGUAUAUUCUGGAGAAGUGUGUACAGAGUUGCAGAGCUGGCUGAGGGGUGGACGGGGAGUUUGAUUAAAAGGCAAUGGUUGUUUGUUGGGUUUGAGGGAGUGAUGGUUAUUGUGGCUUGUUUGGCUCUUAAUGUUUUCAAUCCGGCUUUUGCGUUCCCCGAGGGUGUGACGGGAAUGGGAGGAUUGGGAAGUAAAAAGAAGAUGCGAAAGCAGAGAGAGAAAGCGAAUGAAGGGAGUACGAGUAAUAGUGAUGUUGAUGGUGGAUUGAAGGCGAGUGUUUGAAUGGACAAGUUAGAGUGCGUGUAGAUGGUGUGAUUCUUGAUAUCCCACAAUAGAUUUGGAUGGAUUUUUGUUUCUACAAUACGCGCUAUAGCACCAUAUCAAUUAGAUGAGGUCGCCAGCUAAGUCAAUCUAGAAGAUGAAUUUGUUGUG